CGCUGUGCUGCGCAGCACCCUGGCGGUGCCCCUGACCGAGUUCUGGACCCGGGCCGGGCGUGCGCGCGGUUACGAUACCAAGGGUAAACAUCGCGCGAGGAGCGACCUUUCAGAAGGUCCGCGUCGCGGCAGCCUCUGCCUGGGAAGCCGGCGUCAGGCGGCCAGCUGUUGGGAGCGGCUGCGGCGGCAAAGGGAACACGUGACCCACCGCGACCAGCUUUCUUCGUUCUGACCCUUCGCCGCGCAAGCAGCGCCUGGGCUUGGAUCCGUGUCGCUUUGCCACAAGCAGUGCAGCGGAAAAGUCCGUGCGCCGGUAAGCCUAACGCAGGCCUGGGUUGGCCCGCCGCUCACCCUCACCUCUCUUCCGAGCGAGGCAGCAGCUGUGCCGACGACGCAAUCAGGUGGCGUGCGCUCGUCGUCCGGCGACGGUGCUUCUGCGCGUUCUGCGACUCAUCACAGUGAACGGCGCACGUAUGACUACGACGGCCACGCGGCUCGCAUUACCCGAUCCGGCAGCAGCAGUUGCGCGACAAGCUCCGUGUGGUACUGCGCGCUUGUUGUCCUCGAGCCUGUGAGAGGCGCCAAGACGGAUUAGGCGGCGCACACGCUGCCGCCCGACGAGAGACGACCGCGUAGCUCCAGCGCAAGUCCUUUCGGCAAGCCACCUCCGGCUGUGUUAGGCAGUGGUGGCGCGGCUGCGGCGUCGGCUGACCAGGGGCCCAGCUCCAAGCGCGAGCGAGUCAAGCCGCCUCCUGCGAGUUGGGCUGCGCGCGGCGACAUAGUGCGCCCCGCGGUGAAGAGCGCCCCUCGAGUCAUGGGAUCCGCGCUACACGGACCACACGGUCGCAGCGUCCGGCUCCGCAUGCUGUUCCUCGGCGCAUGAGUGUGCACGCCAUGACUGCAGCCUGCGCCGGCAGCAACGGCAGCAACGUUGGUCCGCUCUCCGGUUACUUGGUCCAGCGGCCUGGCGGCGCCCUGGCUCGUCUGAAGGGCAGACGGAAGCGUUGGUAUGUCUUCGACCAGCACAGCUGCUGUUUGCAUUCCUACAAGAGCGACUUGGAUGCUGCAGCAAGAAAGCCUCCGUUAUUCAGCAUCGACCUCCGUAAUGCUGCCAUUUCCUUCCUAGUGGAUGAGGAAAACUGCUUUGUCAUUCACUCUGGAGCCAAGGAGUACGUCUUUGUGGCUGGAAACCAUGAGUCAAUGAUGGCAUGGGUCAUGGCCCUACAGGCCAACAGAGACCUGUGCCGGGAGCAAGAGCCAGUUAAUUCUGCACAAAUGGAGGAAGAUGACGUGGCGAAGAGAAAAAUAUCUCUACCGGCUGGUGUAAGGAUAAACGAGAGCAGGACGCCAAGGCAGUGUGAUGAAAAUCAAGGGACAGCUGGCCAUGGUUUGGCACCUCACUAUGAGCAGUGUGGCAGGAGACUUUCGCUACAACACUGGAGAGCUAAGCCCUGGCCGAUAGCCUCUUUUGCGCUUGUCAACCAUCAUCCUACAAUUGAGGACAACUGUUCAUCACAUCCUGUCACUGCCAUGUGCACUACUCUGGAAGAAAACACUGCCGAGAUGCAAAGAACAGACUCACAAAAUAGGAUGCCUCUUGUAUCAACAUCUUCAUCUGAAUGUGUUUCUGCAGUACCUGGGCCUAUUCAGUGUUGUGCUGAACACCGUAAGGACAGUGGUACUGUGAUACCACCACUGCGAUGUAGAGAAGCAAGUGGGGGAAGGAAUCACUACAGGAGGGCACCACUGCGGAGGGCCAGUCACCAUGGUAGCACAUCUGACUGCGAGUCAGACUCAGAUGCUGUGGAUCGCAGUGGAGCUGGGCGUGAUUGUGGAGGAUUCUCGGCAGCAAUGUGGGAGCGCAUUCGUUUCUUGCGCAUGGCAAGCUCUGAAUCCACAAAAGACAGCAGCAGAAGCCAGGAGCGAGCAGGGUCAGUAGAGAGCAAGAGGUCACUUUCUGGGAACUCGGUAUCAAGUGAUUCAGCCAUUGGUCAUGGAGACUCUGCCCUCUCACUGCGCCUGCAUGAGCUGGAAGCUGAGCUUAUGGCCACAAAAUGUGAGCUGGCAAAAGCUUUGAACCGAGAGACAUCUCAAAAGAAUACCCUUAUUGAACAAGAUAGCCUCAUUGCUGAGCUACAACAUCAAGUCCAUUGCCUUGAAGCCGGCGGGGAUGAUUCCAGGCCGAACGCAAGGGGGAACAACUUGAAUGUACAACGAAUGAAUGAUAAAUGCUGCAUGCUGCAGAGUCAUAACCGAUUUCUGAAUGAGGAAGUUCAGAAUUUGUCAAGGUUAUUACAGCAACAACAGUGCCAUGCUAUAACUUACCAAAACUGCCUCCAAGACCAAGAAAAAGAGAUUGACCAAUUGAAGAGAGACUACGUCUUCCUUAUGCAGUCAGCCAUUAGGAUGCGUUCCAUGGAAGGACCUGAAGUUAUGGAAGUAUACUUUUAUGGUGGACAAAGGCAUGCAGCUCGUGUACUCCAGCUAUUGCGGGAAGCCCGUAUGUCAAACCCAGGUCUUCCUACAUAUGACAGCCAGAAUAAGGUGCUACAGCACACUGAUGCCUUGGGCUUUCGGCACCAUUACGCUGAGGAGAGCCUGGCCCUGCACUAUAUCUGUCGCCAACUGCACCUUCACUACCAGGAGCGGCUGCCCUCAGCUGCCCACCACCUGUGGCGCUGGCGCCAGUACCUUCUGCUUUGUGGUGACAACCUUAUCAGCACAAAAGAACUGAAGAGCUUGGUACGGCAAGGUGUUCCUGCUGCGUUCCGGAGCCAAGUCUGGAAGGCGCUAUAUACCUGUCGAGUGGCUGACAUCAUGGAAGAUAAGGGCAAGAACUACUACAGCAACUUAUGUUGUCAAGCAUCUGAGUCUGAGGUGGUGUCUCAGAACAAGCGGCAGAUAUCCCUUGACCUUUUGCGAACAUUGCCAAAUAACGUUCGAUUCAGCAGCCCAGAUGCUGACGGGAUACGUAAGCUGCAGGAAGUUCUUCAAGCCAUUUGCUUGCACAACCCCAGCCUUGGAUAUUGUCAGGGCAUGAACUUCCUUGUUGGAAUGUGUCUUCUUUUCAUGGAGCCUGAAGAUGCCUUUUGGUGCCUUGUGGGCAUUACGGAGCGCUACUUCACGGCCCAUUACUUUGACCAUAGCCUGGUAGGGGCUCAGGCAGAUCAGGAGGUUCUCAAGACACUGCUGCGUGACAAGCUGCCUCGACUGCACCGGCACUUGGCGCAGCUUGACAUUGAGCUCUGCACUGUCACCCUCAACUGGUUCCUUGCCAUCUUCUUCGACUCCGUUCCCUUUGAGACACUGCUGCGCAUCUGGGACUGCUUCCUGCUGGAGGGCCCCAAGGUUCUGUUUCGGUUCUCGCUGGCUAUCCUCAAGAUGCACGAGGAAGUGCUGCUCACAAAACAGGACACGGUAUCCAUCAUGCGGCAGCUGAAGGCCAUUGCCCGUCUCUGCUACGACGUCGACACGCUCAUCAAGGUUGCUUUUGAAGACUUGGAGCCUUUUCCAAGGCGGCAGGACAUCGCCUCAAAGCAGGCCUGCUUCCAAAAGAUACUCAGGGAGCAGUCGAAGAAGCGGGAGCUUGAGAAGCACAGUGUUUUGUCCAGAGACAACACAGUGGCCACCGAUGGAAGCUGCUACGGGGACAACGCGCUCAUUAUUGAAUCUGCAGCUGCUUGUGACUCGGAAACAAUAUGGGUGUGUCACGCCAGUUCAAACUUGACCCGACUUUCCCGCGUGAACUGUGAAGACAGCGUGAUGUACAGGCUGAAAAUUGAGAUCGAGGCUCGAGUGAUCUGCAUGCACGCGCUGGGCCAUGACGUGAUGCUGCUGGGCACCCUGUCCCACUUCGUGCACGCCUACAGCACACGCACCAGAGAGAUGAAGUGGGAAGCCCAGCUGAAUGAGUCUGUCCUGAGCCUCUGUUCCUACGAAGAGGACGACCAGUGUCAAGUGUUCGCAGGCUUGGCGGACGGCACCAUGGCUGUGAUCGAGAACUUCUCCGUGCAUGUGGCCAAGCCCGACGUGCUGUAUAUCCACAUCGGCAGCAGUCCUGUCACCUGCUUGAAGUUGGUCGACAAAAGGCUCUGGUGCGCCACGGGAAACAGGAUCAUCAUUCUUAGCGCCAGGACGUUGGACACGGUGGACCAGUUCCAAGUGUCGCCCAGCAGCCUGGACUACAUAUCACUACUCCAGCCAUGCUCAGCUGAGGACUCCGCGGCCGACCACUGCGUCUGGCUCGCGCUGCGCGGCUCUUCCGUGCUGCAGCUAUGGGACGCCCAGGCCCUCACCUGCAAGAUGCUCUACGACGUGCGUGACGACCGCUACCCUCGCUCGACCAGGCAACAAGAGGAAGACAACGAGCUGAAUCCGGCGCGCGUCACGGUCCUGUUGUCUCUGCCAGGCAGCGUGCUUGUGGGCACGGCUCAGGGUUUUCUUAUUAUCUACCACCUGCUGCCGCGGUGCUCGGCCGCGAGUGACUGCAGAACUGAUUCGAGUACUGAAGUUGCAUCGGUCGCAAAGUUCGGACCCGCACCAUCGCCGACAAUGGACGACCGAGGCGCAGUCCAAGAAUCCGAAGUGAGGGUUCGUAACGACAACGGCUACGUCGCAUCCACCCACAAGAAUGUUACCAAGCCUGCGGGCGCCACGUUGACUGCGUAUAAAAGCGACGAUGGCGUGAAUGAUACGAGCGGCAGCCAGCAUUCAUUCCGCACGGUGAUCAGCAAAUCCACUACUUGCCUGUCGUCUUCACCGAGGAAUACAUCAGAGGAGGAAUCUUCCCCGGGUUCUAAAAGGCGCAGCGUAACUAAACAGAACGGCCUCAAGGAGGAUGAUGCUGCACAGGAAGAAGCUGUAGUAGAAACGAUCCAAGGCAAACUUGAUGGUCUUGGAGACAAAGAGGUCACGCGAGACAGCUGCCAGGGCAAAGGUAAAUCUUCUACAUCAUCGACGGGUCUUGCGAAAGAUAUAGAAUUGUCGGGAGAAAGCCACUUCAAUGGUGGAGAAGGCAAAAAGAGGAACGGAAGCCUCGUGGAAGGCCAACUUUUUCUAGCAUCGUCUCCGGGUCGAAAGAUCGGUCGGCGCAUUAUGGAUCCAUCUGAGAUCAGCAUCUGUCCCGUGACCGAAGUGUGCAAAGAAGACUCGCGCAAGUGGAGUCUCCGGACAGCGGACAGUUGCGUGUCCAUGAUCGAGUUGGCGGCGCCGUUGCGAAAGCAGUCUUCAUGGAGCUCCACCAACACCGCACUUAACCAUGUGCUGAAACGACACAACGCCAGCGUCGAUUGCCUCCCUGCUUGGCUCAGCCGGGACACACUGAGUUCAUCCCUGACGAGCGACAGCUACGACUUCGACGACUUCUUUGUGCAGUACGCUGACGACGGAGUGCCUACGCUGGCUGGCCAGGACUCCCAUGUGAUCCCUGCCUCAGCCUGUUUCGCAAACGAAGAGGCACAGCGGUUGCUUGAACGACUAACCGUGCCUACGGUGUACCUCACGCUGGGCAGCCAGGAGGAGCGCUCCAGCACGUGUUCCUUCUGGACGGAGAAUGAUGACGGCGCCGAAACGUCCACCACUCAUGAUGCUACCACUAGCGAGUGGCCCGAGGCACCUUCGUACGACGGCAACCAGCCAAGCAGCGACUUAGGCAGCAACAUCUCCUUUAGCAGCAUUGACCCACAGUACGCAUAUGAAAUGCUUGUUCAGGAGAAGAUUAAGAUCUCGGACAAGGCCAUCCGUUGCCUUGUUGAACUGAGACGUAAAGGCGGCUCUGUAGUUAUCAGCGGAGCUGGCUGCUACGGAGAUGAUGAAUCGGUUUUGAAGUGGACCGAGGAAGGUGAAGAGAAACUCUGGACAAACGAUCCGGUGAUCGAGGUGUGUCCGUACACGAACACGAUCAAGCCGUCGCCGUACACGCGGUCCCGACUGCCCCGGAAGGUGUCAGUUGCACAGACGAACGGGCAGACGCGGACCGUCGACGGAGCAGCCGUGGCGAUGACGAAUGGCCCUUGCGGAGGCGGCCUCAUGCAGCGCGGACGCAGCAGACCGCUCCUCGAGGCGCCCAAGGCGACCAGUUCCAUGGGCGCGCGGCUGGCGCGCAUGCAGAGCAUGUUUGUCAAGAGCGUUGAGAAAAGCUAAUCAAGCGCUUGCACCUCGCGUGUGGUCCACGCUCGGGCUUGCACUGUCCGAGGCCGGCUCCACGCUGUUCGACUGCUUGAUUGGGUCAACGCUGCGCGCAUGUGUGCGGAAGCUGUAAGCUAGAAGAUGUCACUUAUCAGCGUUCUCACGGAUGGAUAAUUGCGUGCGUUAGACCUUGAAAGAAAUUAUUUUCCAUCCUUCAUGAAGGGUUUCUUGCUAUGAAAGCGCACUGUCUCGCCUCGUGCAUACGAUCUCUGUUAUAGCAGCCUUGUGAAGCACUCUGAAGCGUUCAAGGUGAGCCACUGGAAUAAAGAUAUAAAUAAUGGAAUUAACCGAAAUAAAUGAAAUCUACGGGUUCAUGCAUUUUGUUA
Molecule: messenger RNA, 6512 nt
Organism: Dermacentor albipictus
Lineage: Eukaryota; Metazoa; Arthropoda; Arachnida; Ixodida; Ixodidae
Source: RefSeq, a predicted model, not a curated record